AUGACAAUUACACUUUCACACCAUACAAAAGCAUUGGAUUUGAUUGCUCAGAUAGCGAGUGAUCUAAAUGGAACAUCUAAAACUAUGCAUAUGCUUGGUUUGCCAAAAAUUGAAUGUGUAAAGGUUAAACAACUUUAUAAUAAUAGUGUGCCUAAUGAUGACCCAAUGACAGAUUUUUAUGAAGAAAUGAACGAAGAUGAAAGACAAAGGCAUGAAAGAUUUAUGAAUUUUCAUAUAGAUAUGAUACCAAUCGCCGAAAAACGUCAAUUAUACGCAUUACGCACAGACAGUUUAUUGGCCAAACGUGAUAGGUUUUAUCAAUUUCUUAACAAAUUGUAA
Molecule: messenger RNA, 339 nt
Organism: Dentiscutata heterogama
Lineage: Eukaryota; Fungi; Glomeromycota; Glomeromycetes; Diversisporales; Gigasporaceae
Source: the annotation of a GenBank genome assembly